AUGGAUUUAGCUUCAGGGGUUACUAUUACAUAUGCACACCAUGCUUUAAUUAAUGGUAAUAGAGCUAAUACUUUAUAUGGUUUCAUAUAUAGUACUUUAUUAAUUGCUUUAUUUGUUGUAUUCCAAUUCUUAGAAUAUAGAUAUGCUGGAUUUACUAUUACUGAUGGAGUUUAUGGUUCAACUUUCUAUUCAUUAACUGGUUUACAUGGAUUACAUAUGAUUAUGUUAACUAUUAUGUUAAUUAUCUGUACUUGA
This is a messenger RNA of Lodderomyces margitis, 255 nucleotides long. RefSeq lists its product as uncharacterized. Lineage: Eukaryota; Fungi; Ascomycota; Pichiomycetes; Serinales; Debaryomycetaceae. The transcript has 2 exons. Gene Ontology annotation, molecular function: cytochrome-c oxidase activity. Bases 1 to 255 code for a protein of 84 amino acids. Gene Ontology annotation, biological process: mitochondrial electron transport, cytochrome c to oxygen. Gene Ontology annotation, cellular component: mitochondrion; membrane. The record is from RefSeq and is a predicted model, not a curated record.